GAUAAGUUCAACAGACACACAAAUGGAACAUAUUCCUACAAAAGAACUUCCUUUUUCAUAACAUUUAUUAGUUCAGUUUGAUUAUUUGAUUUAUUUAAAUCUGAAGUUGAAUAAUAUUGGGUCAUACUUAUGAACAAAGAUUAGAACUUUGUAGCUAACACUUCUGGUUUAGUACUUUUAAUUUUGAUUAAGGUUUUUGGUAUCAACUUCCUAAUUAACUACCUGCUAUUUCUUCUAGCGUGUGCCUAUAUUGUGUCUUCAGUUUCUUCUCCUCUUUGAAUUGGGGUUGGUUUAAUAUCUUAUUUUCUCUCUUUUGUUUACAACGAGUAAACAAAAGUUCAAAUGUUGGAACAUAAUUUGUCAUAAAGUUAUGCUUGUUUAUUAUAAUUUCACAUGUUAUUAAUACUCCUUGUAAUAGAAGACUUUUGUAUUACUGCUAUUUUACUUAAACUAUGAGCUUGAAGGAUGCUUUGAUCUGAUACUCCAACUAUCAAUACAUAUUCAUAGACAUAUAGAGUCACCAGUUAUAAUAUAUGUUGCUCUUUGGUGUUAGAAAUUUCUCUGUGAUAUGACUGUUUUUCUAGGUAUUUAAGUUUGGCAGCAUUAAUGGACCAGGGGAAGUUUCUCUUAGCAACCCGGAGGUACAGAAAUGGUGCUCGCAUUAAAUAUAUAGUAUCUCUUGAUGCAGACGAUUUGUCUCAGAGAAGCAAGGCAUAUGUUGGGAAGUUAAGAAACGCCCAAAGCACGAUCCGCUUGUGCCAUUGGAAAGAAGACUUACAGAAGUACAAUACCACUUUCCAACAGAAAUGCCCACAGCACGAUCUGCUUGUGCCGUUGGAAAGAGGACUCAUGGAACUAGAAUAUUAAAAGGAAAACAGGUCCAGAUUGUUUGUUGAUUUAUACAGAUAUGCUUUUGAGUUUUGAAAUCAGUUAUGAAUUUCAGUUUAAAUAUUCUCUUUCCGCUCUUUGUUUUGGUGAAAAUACAACACAUCGGUGGUGAAGAUGCAUGAUGUAAGUUGCUUUUUUUUUUUGGUUCGGACAAGUUAGUCUCUAGAAUACAAUAUUCAUUUAUGCGCAGAUCGAUUCAGAAUACGUGCGAGGAAUUUUCCGUAAUUCUAUUGAUUUGAAGUCGCGAACCACCGAUGUUUGUCUGUUUUUAUGCGCAGAAUUCAUGGCAUUUCAAAUUAUUGAAGGUCGCUACUGAUAAACAGUCUAAGGUACUGACUGUUGAUUGUAUAUAAAAUUGUGUGACAAAGAAGACAUAAAAGAGGCGUAGUUAAGAAGAUGAAUGGGAAGAAGUG
Nicotiana tabacum (common tobacco) is the source of this 1301-nucleotide messenger RNA. The record is from RefSeq and is a predicted model, not a curated record. NCBI's taxonomy places the organism in Eukaryota, Viridiplantae, Streptophyta, Magnoliopsida, Solanales, Solanaceae.